This is a messenger RNA of Sinocyclocheilus grahami, 1596 nucleotides long. RefSeq lists its product as uncharacterized. Lineage: Eukaryota; Metazoa; Chordata; Actinopteri; Cypriniformes; Cyprinidae. The record is from RefSeq and is a predicted model, not a curated record. The transcript has 8 exons. The coding region runs from base 93 to 1196 and encodes 367 amino acids.
ACCACGUGACUUGGAAGGUUUGCUACGAGUCUAUCAUCAGUGUCCUGAAUCAAUGCUGUUGUAGUUUAGACGCGGUCAGAAGCGACAUCAGUAUGAGGAAUAAUACUUUCCUUUUUGGGGUUUUAUUACUCGUGAACGGUGUGUUUGGUGUUGAAGCAGAUGAAGUGUCAGUGUCAGUGAUGGUGGGAGAUUCUAUCACUCUACAUACUGAUAUUACUGACGUACCGAGAGAUAGUAAGAUAAUAUGGAAGUUUGGUGAUGAAAUCAUUGCUAGAAUGAAUGAAGCAGAUGGACAUCCCUCUACAUAUGAUGGUCCCGGUGUGAUAUUCAAAGACAGACUGAAGCUGGACAGACAGACUGGAUCUCUGACCAUCACAAACAUCAGAACUGAACACAUUGGACAUUAUAGUGUAGACAUCAAGGGCAUAGAUGCAAAAUUGAAGACAUUCCAAGUUACUGUCCAUGAUGUUGUGGAGUCACUGUCAGUGAUGGAGGGAGAUUCUGUCACUCUACACACUGGUGUUAAAGUACAGGGAGAUGAUCAGAUACUGUGGGAGUUUGGCGAUCAAGUCAUCAUUAUCGCUCACUUAAACGGCCCUGAUGAUGCAAAAUGGAGAAACAUUCAUCUGAACGAUCAAACCCGAGACCUCGUCAUCAGCAACAUCCGAAGCGAUCAGACUGGAGUUUAUAAAGUGGAGAUCAACACCAUCAGCAUGGUCUUGCACAGAAAAUUCUAUAUUGCUGUUGGUGGUGGUGUGAAGACAGUAUCAGUGAUGGAGAGAGAUCCUGUCAAUCUGCAUACUGGUGUUAUUGAAAUACGGGGAUAUGAUCUGAUACUGUGGAAGACUGAAGGCAAUCUUGUGGCUGAAAUCAAUAAAGGCAUCAACUUCUUUGGACCUAGAGACGUAGAUGAUUUGAGAUUCAGUGGCAGACUACAUCUUCAUCGUGAGACAGGAGAUCUCACCAUCAGUGACUCCAAAACCACCGACUCUGGAGAUUAUCAUCUACACAUGAGCAACAGCGCAUACACCUUACAGAGGACCAUCAGAGUUACUGUCAAGACUCCACCUCAGUCCGGUGCUGCAUCAGGGAUAUGUGGUGCUGGUGUUGGUCUGGUGGUUUGGGCUGUAACUGUGUUUUUUGCUGCAAGAUUUGUAGACAACGAAAGCAAAGGUGUUUCAGUGAAUAUAAAGUGAAUAAUUCUCAGGAUCAGCAUGAAAAAUGAAGAGAAACUACAGUUCAUAAUCAUUGUAGCAAUAUAAACUUGCUUUGCAUGACAUACUAAUCAGCGUUUAAUUUGUUUGUUUUAUAUUUAUAUUUUGACAUAAAUCAUGCUUUUUUUUGUCUUAUGCUUGACUAUUUGAACAAGAGGGAAAAUUGUAAACACUAUAGUCUGAAAUGUUCAAAUUACAGAACCAUUCAUGACUUUUUCCAGUUAAAUAUAAAAUAAAUCAACAUAUGCCAAAAUCUUUCACUUGUAAACCAGCAGGGCUUGGAUGCUUGAAAUUGGUGUUUUAGUGUAAUCUUAAGGGUUUUUGGGAUGCCGUUCAUGUGAAAGUUUAUGUUCAUCCGGUGCUUAUACAGAUCUAUGUACAA